AUGGAAGGGAGUUAUGAUGCUUGGGUGGUUUUCGCUUCGUUGAUCGUGUUUUUCGUAGCCGGUUGGGUAUUUUAUACAAGACAGUUGUUCAAAAAUUACGAAGUGCAUAAUAGACUUGUUCAAUUCAUAUUUUCCUUCACUUUCUCUUUAUCCUGCUCACUUUUUGAGUUGAUCAUCUUUGAAAUCGCCGAUGUUUUGGAUCCAUUAUCUCGCCAAAAAUGCUGGACCAACUGCUUAGCAAUCAUUCUGUUCACAUUGGUUGUCCUCAUUCCAAUGUACAUGGCGUAUUUGUUGAUACAGAGUGUCACUUUUAUUCAAUCGAAGCUCCACAUUCCACUCACCUUCUUCUCUUGGUUCGUAUUCCUCUAUUUCUUCUGGAAGAUUGGAGAUCCAUUCCCAGCUUUGAGUGCAAAACAUGGAAUCUUCACCAUUGAGCAAGUCAUCUCAAGAGUUGGUGUUAUUGGAGUCACAGUUAUGGCGGUGCUGUCAGGAUUCGGAGCAGUGAAUGCUCCAUACACCUACAUGACAAUAUUCAUGAGACCUGUAGAAAACAUCCAAGCACAACAACUUGAGAAAAGGCUGACUCAUGCGAUGGAUAUGAUUGUGAGCAAGAAGCGAAAAUUAGCUAGAAAUCAAUUGGAGCUGAAAAGACUGAAUUCGGAGAAGUCAUCUCAAGAGCCAGGUUUCCUGUCCAAAUUGUGGUCAAACUUUAGCGAAAGUACUAAUGAAAGUAACUUGCAUUCUCAAAUCAAUCGAAUGCAGAGUGAAAUCAAGCCAUUGGAAACGCUGAGUAGAUAUUUGUUUCUGGAAUUGGUGGAGUUGAGGAAUAUGUUGGAUAGAGUGGCGUUCAGCAAAACGUUCCUCGGAAUGUACUUCAAUGUUCUUGGACACUUCUUCUCACUAUAUUGCAUCUGGAAAAUCUUCAUUUCCCUCAUCAACAUUUUGUUUGACCGUGUCGGAAAGGUAGACCCUGUCACCCGCAUGAUAGAGAUCAGUGUGAAUUAUGUUGGAAUCGAGAUGGACGUACGAUACUGGUCGCAGUACAUCUCCUUCUUCUUGGUUGGAGUCAUUGCGAUCACGUCAGUUCGAGGUCUUCUAAUCACCAUGGCCAAGUUCUUUGUUUCUAUCUCCAACGUUCGCUCUUCUAACAUCAUCGUUCUCGGAUUCGCUCAAAUUAUGGGAAUGUAUUUCGUCUCGAGUGUGCUUCUCAUGCGGAUGAACGUUCCACCUGAGUACCGUAUCAUUCUAACCAGAAUCCUUGGCGAUCUUCAAUUCAAUUUUUAUCACCGCUGGUUCGAUGUAAUAUUUUUGAUCUCCGCUUUGACUUCGAUUGCAGUGUUGAGCCUUAUCAGAAAGUCAGGAGACACUAGAUUUAGACACUAA
Caenorhabditis briggsae is the source of this 1383-nucleotide messenger RNA. The transcript has 9 exons. The record is from RefSeq and is a predicted model, not a curated record. Gene Ontology annotation, cellular component: Golgi cisterna membrane. Gene Ontology annotation, molecular function: voltage-gated monoatomic anion channel activity. Bases 1 to 1383 code for a protein of 460 amino acids. Gene Ontology annotation, biological process: intracellular pH reduction. NCBI's taxonomy places the organism in Eukaryota, Metazoa, Nematoda, Chromadorea, Rhabditida, Rhabditidae.